CAACAUCUUGUUUGAUAAGUGAGUGGCACGUCUUGUGAUAGAAUUGGUGCUGUAGGUCGUGCACGAGGUCGUGCGAUCAUGCGCGGCACCAUGCACGUUGUCUCGACUUCAUAGACGUGGCUGUCACAAUUCUGUGGAGUGCAUUGAACGUAUUUUCCGUCGUUCACACGAUAAUCGACAAAAGACUAAAUUUAUACCCAGCAAGGCCAAUUGAGCCACUAUCCGACACCGAUGAGACCAGUGGAUUCCUUGAAAUGGAACCGUUCCAUUUCUUCCAACAAUCUCGAUCUUGGAGACAUGGCAGACGCCAGCUCGGACGACAAGUCGCGUACGACUAAAAGAGAGGUCGAUAGAAACAUGGCCAUAUCGAGUGACCAGCCUCGACCAGAAUCAACAUAUCUUCGAUGGAGUUCGCUUCCACUGUACAUUGGUGUUGCUGCGGUGCUGAUGGGAUUUUAUUUGGUCAAGCCAACUACAGUCCUGACCCUCAACACUACGUCCUACGAGAUAUGUGCGACGACAUUCGACUAUGGUCUGCCUAUCGCCGCUAUCAUCUCACAAGCGACACGCUAUUCUCACCAGGCCUGGGAGAUAAGCGCUCUGUUCGAGGCCAAGAUGCAGAUUUAUGAUCCCGAUAGAUCAGUCUUCGGCCGUAUACCUUUUCCCGACGGUAGGCCUCCCUCGCUCGGUCUACGACUGGACGAGGCGUCUCUCUACGUGGCAAACUUGAUUGAUGUCAAAGGCAAGUCGCUUUUUCCAGAUGAAGAUACAACGUCAGCUCCUGCGUCUUUGGGCAUCGCGGCUCUCAUGACCGGCCAGGGUUGGAAGCCUCAAAUGGAGUCCGCUUCCAAACAAAGAGAGACGCUUCUGGCUGGGAGCAGAUUCCAGAAUGGGGCCAUCAGCAAUCACGCCGAUCGACUCGAAGUAAGUUCUCGAGCCAUUGGGCAAUUUGCCCCAUUUCUCGCAUACUACGGUGUCGUCUACGAAGAUUCUGAGAGCAUUUCAGAAGCCGUUAGGCAGAUUGAGCAUCACAGGGACGUUCUCAUGAUUCCUGACGGUAGCGGGAAGGGAAUGUGGAAGAACUUAGAAGGGCCUCCCAGGUUCGCUGACGCUCGCCCAUGGUCUGUCAGUAAUGCUGUAGCAGCAUUCGGGAUGGCACAAGUCAGAUCGAUUAUUGCAGCCUGGCCGAAGAGCAAUUCGUCCAUGCGAGCUAAGGUCGACAGCCUUGACAAGUAUGUGUUUGAAAUCCUGACGGCUGCGGUUAGUGAUCAUGACAAAGAGUCGGGACUUCUCCAUGAACAACUUGGCGACGAGACGUCUUCACUUAUGUCUUCAAGCACAGCGUUGUUUGCAGCCAUUGUUUAUCGAAUGGCAAGCAUUAAUGCGGAUGUGUUCGCUCGGAAUAAACUCCUGCAAUGGGCUCACAACGCACGACGAACGCUGUCUAAAAGCAUAGGCAGUGAUGGCGCUCUCGACAGGUCGCCAGGAAGCGUCGGUACAAAACCACAUGGGAAGACGGCAGUCGAUCCUGAAGCGCAAAGCUAUCUCCUCAUGCUAGCAGCAGCAUGGCGGGAUUGUGUCUGUAACGGAAUGUGCCUCGAAGCAUACCUUCAGGAAAAGGAGGUAUCAUAAAGACUUCGAAAGUCUCAUAUUCGCGAGAUCGACGGGAUGACAUCAAAAAAUAUUUGUCCUGAGAUCGCCGGGAGCGCACAUUCGGUGGACAAGCACAGAGCCCAUGAUCCGUUGGAAUAAUGUCGAUGCAUGAGCGUGGGGAGUAUAAGGCAAUGCUCAUCCUGCGGAACCCCGAUGGCUCCACUGUGAAAACUAUGUAUGAUUGCGGGGGAUCCAAACACUUAGAGGUCUUUAUUUGAGUAUUCAUGAUGAUACGAGUGUUGCUCAAGUGCCUGGAGAGCGGGAGAGGGUGAGCAAGAGAAUCUGUAGAGACAGCGCCAGAAUGACGAUUUCCGGG
This is a messenger RNA of Dissoconium aciculare CBS 342.82, 1969 nucleotides long. RefSeq lists its product as uncharacterized. The coding region runs from base 298 to 1632 and encodes 444 amino acids. Gene Ontology annotation, biological process: carbohydrate metabolic process. The record is from RefSeq and is a predicted model, not a curated record. NCBI's taxonomy places the organism in Eukaryota, Fungi, Ascomycota, Dothideomycetes, Mycosphaerellales, Dissoconiaceae. The transcript has a single exon.